AACUGGUCUUGGUGGUGGCUAUCCUUGAAAGGGUGGGCGGAGGUGGCCAAUGUGUUUAUCGCAUCGGUCAUCAUUUACUGCCUAACCGUCGUGCCCUGUCCCGCUUUGUGGUUGAGCAAGCUGGAGAGGCAGAUCUUCCGCUUUUUGCGGAAGGGCACCACUGCUCUUGUGAGGCGUUCUAUCUGCUGCCAGAAGCCGUUGAAUGGAGGAUUGGGGAUGCCUUGGCCGUUGAUGCGCAAACAUGCACUGAGGUUCAGGCAUCUCUGGCUACUCCUGAAUGGUGAACAGGUGUGGUCUCCGUUCGUGAAAUGGAUGUUUCCCAGGUUCACUAGUUUUAGUGGACAAGAAAGCUGGUUCUUUCGUAGAUCGAGGUUGGGUAUAUGGUUUACGGAGUGCCGUAAAGCACUCCUACAGUUCCAUCACUCAGGUAAUGCUAGCGGUUUUGGUACCACCACAUUUUUCUAUAGCAGGUUGGUAGAGGCUGGGAACAACGAUACUCUAGGUCUUGGAGAUAACCAGUUAGACAGUCUGUUCCGAAGGACGUUCGGGCCAGGUUGUUUGGAUAAUUUCCCAAAAUCCCUGGCCUGGCAAUGUUACCGAGGAGCCUUACCCAUUCGGGAUAAGCUCGCACGACAUGGUCAAACUACCACUGCCGACUGUCCAAGAUGCGGACGGGAUAGGAAACUGUCCUGCAUGCUAUUGUUCAGUGUCCUGGAGUGUCUGAAGUGUGGGCUUAUGCAGAACAUGUCAGGUUUGGGAAGAGUACAGCUGUCGUCUGAGUCAAUUGUAAAAAUUGACCUGCCAGAUUUCCUCACGAAAGAAAGUAACCAAUGUUUUCUCGCUGUAGUAGCAAUAGCAAAAGAGGUGGUCUGGAAGUCACGAAUGAAAGGUUUAGCGACAGGCAACCUCAUCUCCGGUCUCGGGUUGGUGAGAUAUUUUAUCUUCCACUUUAAAAGGAAGUUGAGGCUGGAGAGAAGAUGCCAUUCAAAGAAAAUGUUCAAAGAAAGACGGUUGCAUGUUGCGAGGGUGCUGGGAAUGAAAGAUUCCUCGUGAACAUGUCAUAAGUCUGCAUACAAAAGUUUCAGUAGGAUGACAUACACAUGUGCAAAAAAAAUAUCUGAAAAGAAUUCCUAUUCUUUCAGUCUCACAAAUUGGCAAUGACAUGCUAGUCUUUGAUAAAUGAAUAUCUUCCAAAUGUCCAAAUCAAUAGUCAUCACAAUUCAUAUCACUG
Messenger RNA from Octopus sinensis (East Asian common octopus), 1231 nucleotides. RefSeq lists its product as uncharacterized. NCBI's taxonomy places the organism in Eukaryota, Metazoa, Mollusca, Cephalopoda, Octopoda, Octopodidae. The coding region runs from base 217 to 1053 and encodes 278 amino acids. The transcript has 2 exons. The record is from RefSeq and is a predicted model, not a curated record.